UUUUAUAAAUGUGAACGAUGCUCUAAAAAUGAAGGCUGGAUCGGCUGUUUUAAUGGACGUGGCUAAAGCGUAACGCAGAUGCACGCAGUAAACACUAAGAUGCAAGCGGAGUGCGGAGUGAAGUUUGCCUUGGCAAAACAAACCAAACAGUAAUCAGCCACGCUAGUUUGCACGUUACUGUGAUUUAACGAGGUUCGGUGAUUUCGGUAUCGUGAAGGAGGAGAAGAACGAUGGAUGUGAGAGUGAAGAAGGAAGAGGAGGAUGAAUGUCCGAUAUCGCAACUGCAAAUCAUGCCAGGAACGCUGGUGGAAACCGCACCCCCAGACCCAGUCACUGAAACACAGCCAGCAGUCCCAAUCAAGACGGAGAGCGCCGAAUUACCCCUCAGCACAGGAGAAGCCGAAGCAACGAUGCAGGCAGCGGAGAGCAAGACUCCCAAGAGGAGAAAGAAAAGGAAGCCAGUCGCUGCCAGCAAGACCGUGUACAGGUGUGACCUCUGCGAGAAGAACAUCAAGCACCUGACCAGCUUCCAGGAUCACCUGAGGAUCCACACGGGUGAGCGGCCGUUCACCUGCUCUCAGUGCGGGAAGAGCUUCGUGCGGAGCUCGGACCUGAUCAAGCACCGGCUGGUCCACUCGGAGCAGAGACCCCACCCCUGCCCCACCUGCGGCAAGCGCUUCAAACUGCGGGGGGACCUGACCAAACACCAAGCCGUCCACUCCGAGGUCAAGCCCUUCACCUGCCCCUCCUGCGGCAAGACGUUCAAGCGCGCCGCCUGCCUGGUGAAGCACGAGCGCGUCCACGACCCCGAGAGCCCCUUCAGCUGCCCGGAGUGCGGCCGCGGGUUCAAGUGGGAGGCGUCGCUGACCGAACACCGGCGGAUUCACAGCGGGGACCGGCCCUUCGUGUGCGGGGCCGACGGCUGCUCCAGGAGCUUCACCCACUUCUCCACCUACCAGCAGCACAAGCGUGCCCACCAGAACCAGCGACAGUUCAAGUGCGGGACCUGCGAGCGCGGCUUCAACCAACGCUCCAACCUGCUCAAGCACGAGAGAACCCACAGCCAGAAGAGCUAGCGCCUGGGCAGGACUGUGCGUCCGUCUGUUCAUGUACAGGGCUUAGAUAACGGGUGCAUCAAUUAAUCAUCUUAUUUCCAUCCCUGUAUUAAGUGGGUUCAUGGAUCACCUCCGGGGGGGGGGGGGUGUAUUUUAAAUGACCAGGCGAAAGGGGAAUUAUAUAUAGGUGCUGAGAUCAGGGGUUGACUGCAGUUACAAGAGGACUUACUAGACAAAGAGAAUCAUGUUGUUAGAUUUGAAAAUACUGUAAAAUGUACCCAAGGUUGUGAUUUUGGAUGGUUGUGGUGUAAAAAAAUAAACAAAUAAAAUAUAAAAAAAACAGCA
Acipenser ruthenus (sterlet) is the source of this 1400-nucleotide messenger RNA. RefSeq names its product zinc finger protein 629-like. The transcript is spliced from 3 exons. The record is from RefSeq and is a predicted model, not a curated record. Gene Ontology annotation, molecular function: RNA polymerase II cis-regulatory region sequence-specific DNA binding; DNA-binding transcription activator activity, RNA polymerase II-specific. Gene Ontology annotation, cellular component: nucleus. Bases 231 to 1076 code for a protein of 281 amino acids. Gene Ontology annotation, biological process: regulation of transcription by RNA polymerase II. Lineage: Eukaryota; Metazoa; Chordata; Actinopteri; Acipenseriformes; Acipenseridae.